This is a messenger RNA of Acanthopagrus latus (yellowfin seabream), 1860 nucleotides long. RefSeq names its product WD repeat and SOCS box containing 2 (gene wsb2). The transcript is spliced from 9 exons. The record is from RefSeq and is a predicted model, not a curated record. Gene Ontology annotation, molecular function: protein binding. The coding region runs from base 209 to 1468 and encodes 419 amino acids. NCBI's taxonomy places the organism in Eukaryota, Metazoa, Chordata, Actinopteri, Spariformes, Sparidae. Gene Ontology annotation, biological process: intracellular signal transduction.
GAAAACGUGACGACGUUGGUCAGCAUCGCAACCAAUAGUAACCAGUGAGUCAGACAACAGGAAACCAGAGCAACAAAUUAUUUUUACUUCUGGCACAUUUUAAACACAGCAGAGCAGAAGCAGCAGCACAGCCACGUCCGAGCGACAUGAGAGCGGAGGACGCGUUCAGGAAGUCACCGACACAGCGAAGAAUGUGAAGAGGGAGACGAUGUGCUCCACGGAAAGCAGCGCGGAGCAGCCACCGACAUCGUCCGACCCGGCUAUGAUCCUGGAGCUGAGGACCAGGCGUCCUCCGUCCUUGGAGGGCCGGGCGGGAUGUGAGACCUGGAGCGUGGACUUCUCCCCGGACGGAGCCUGGUUCGCCUGGUCGAUGGGACACGGGAUCGUGUGGGUGGUCGCCUGGCCUCUGGACUCUGAAGACAGUCAGAGUGGAGAGAUCGACCGAGGAGACAAGAGCUUUAGUUGCGGUCAUCCAGUGUGGGGCCUCGCCUUCGGACCCAGACCCCCAAAGUCUGGUGCAGUGGCACGGCCAUCUAAAACACCACCAAAAGGGAACAACAGCCUGUUUCUGGCCACAGGCUUGGAGAAUGGGGUGAUCAAAAUCUGGAACGUGUUAACAGGUGAUGCUGUGUUUGAUCUCCAUGGCCACGAAGGCGUUGUACGGGACCUGGUCUUCCCACAGAACGGGACACUCACACUCAUAUCAUCCUCACGGGACAAGACAUUGAGGAUUUGGGACCUGGCUCACAAAGGUAAAAAGGUGCAAGUGCUUACAGGCCAUAAAGACUGGAUCAGCUGCUGCAGCGUAUCGUCAGACUGCAGCAUGAUCGCGUCUGUCGGCAGAUUUGACAGAAUGGUGUGUCUGUGGAGUCUGCGGUCAUAUACGUUCAUGAGGAACCUGACAGGAGGGACCCAUAAGACCUUGUACCUCCUGUCCUCCUGCGACUUCUCUCCUGACGGGGCGCUGCUCGCCACCGCAGCCUUUAGCGGCUCCAGCUGGUGGAUCGACCUGUGGGACCCGUACACUGCGGAGAAGCUGGCCACUCUGGCCGACUACUUUGAAGAUUACGGGCAAAACCAAAUCUCAGCACUACAGUUCUCCCCCAACGGGUUAUACUUGGCCAUCGUGACUGAUGACAGGGCUCUUCGGAUCUGGGAGCCAGGAAAGAGAGGGAUGGUGAUGCAGACCAAAGUGGAUCGAGACUCUAAUGGACUCUGCUGUGACUACCAUCCACAAGGGGGCGUGGUCGCCACAGGAACCAGAGACGGCCACGUGAGGUUCUGGAAGGCUCCCAGGACUGUGCCCAGCCUGUGCCACCUGUGCAGAUCCAUCCUGCGCCACUCGGUCUCCACACACCAGAUGGAGCCGCUGCCCCUCCCCAAGAGGAUCCUCCAGUACCUCACCUAUAGAAACAUCCCCGACCGCCUCAAGACCUGCUACUCCUCAGAGGAGGAGUGGGAAGGUUGAAUCGAAAUGCUAGCACAAUGCAACGAUUUACAUUUACAGCAAGUGAUUGUUAUACAUGUCUUUUGUUUGAGGACUGAGAUGCUCUCAAAGCUUAAUUUAGCACAGGAAGCAUCACUGUAAUUUACUGUAGAUGAUAGAACACUAGAGUUCAUUAAUUGCACUACUACUGUAAGGCGAUGCAUAAAACUCAAUGUUCACAUGCUUGACUUGAAUAUCACAAUUUUAUACUCUUAAUUUAUUGUGUAAAUAUCAAAUAUAUAUGCAUUUCUAAUUCUUGUUUAUUAUCACUAAAUGGCACAUGCACCACUACUGUAUCAGCACAUUCAUUGUUAAUAUACUGUAUCAAAAACUGGACAUAAAGGAAAUAGUUUUAAUAAACAGAUUUAAUGACA